GACAACCUGAAAUGUAAAUGUGAACCUAGCCGCUACGGAACAUGCGCUAAGGAAACAACUGAAUGUUCCUCAGAGGACGAUAGUUGUUCAGUAAGAACACAAGUCUAUUAUUUAGGUGGUGCAAAGUCUGAGCACAACUCCAAAGGUUGCAUUACGUCUGAUCUGUGUCUUAAUUACUCUAUCAGCUAUGGAGCUUACAGAAUUGUACAAAACACCAAGUGCUGCAGUGAAGAUCUCUGCAACGCCCAGAUUAACUACACAAAACCUGUCUCCACUCCAAAUAGAAAAAAGUGCUUCAACUGUGAUGAAGAAAACUGCAUGAAAACCGUUAAAUGUGCAGGGGAUGAAAACUACUGCAUUAAUGUAACAGGAUAUACACAAGGAGAACGUUUCAUGAUGAAGGGAUGUGCCUCUGAGUUGGUGUGCUCAGAUCAUUUUUCUUCAGUGAUGAGUCAGUUUACUACACGGCCCCCUGGAGCAAAGGUUAGCUGCUGCCGGGGCAACUACUGCAACAGCGCUAGCAGCACCAUCAGCCCAGGAAGCAAAAGCAGCGCCAGCAGCACCAGUCCCACCCUGCUGCUCCUGUUGGUGCCUCUGUUGUUUUCUAUCUUAUUUUCUUAGCUCACAGAAGCUACUGAAUUGCUGCCAUGUUUUCUUUUUAAUCACAAUUCAUUUUAUAAACCUGUUCUUUUUAUUUGAUUCUAUAGCUUGGUUAGCUAAGCAGCAUGUUAUAAUCAACAACAUCCUCUAUACUUUGUUGUUCUAUACUAAAAUAAUAUUCCUCAAUAAACACUUUUUUUUAGUUCUGGGUCCAGUACCAAUCUGAUUCUAAAUGUUUAGUUUUGAAAAGAUAAAAUGAUUUGAAGUUACAGAUGUGGAAUAAACAUGUUUCAUUUUCUUUGAUUUAAUAUUAAAACUUGUUUUAAUCAAAGUUAAAAGCUUUCAGAGCCCAAGAUUGUAGAGUUUGAAUGGAAAACUAACCAACAUGAAUGUAAAAUUCAACCUGGAGAGACUCAGAGAGAAAGUAGCUGUCUUACCUUCUUAGCUGAUAGAAAUAAUUGCAUUGCUACCAGGUUUUCUUUUUAUGCAUAAUUCAUUUAAUAAAUCUGUUUUUUCUUUUCAUUGAUUCUCUAUAAAUUCACUAAGAUAAGACCAAGCAAAAUUCUGUAAACAUCCUCAAUACUU
Messenger RNA from Xiphophorus maculatus (southern platyfish), 1185 nucleotides. RefSeq names its product phospholipase A2 inhibitor and Ly6/PLAUR domain-containing protein-like. NCBI's taxonomy places the organism in Eukaryota, Metazoa, Chordata, Actinopteri, Cyprinodontiformes, Poeciliidae. The record is from RefSeq and is a predicted model, not a curated record. The transcript has 4 exons. The annotation marks the transcript as partial.